This is a messenger RNA of Gavialis gangeticus (Gharial), 1549 nucleotides long. It is a transcript of the gene CCDC152, whose product is annotated as coiled-coil domain containing 152. Lineage: Eukaryota; Metazoa; Chordata; Crocodylia; Gavialidae. The record is from RefSeq and is a predicted model, not a curated record. The coding region runs from base 1 to 768 and encodes 255 amino acids. The transcript is spliced from 7 exons.
AUGGAUGAGGAGCGUAGGAUAGUGGUCAGAGGGCUACAGAAUCUUUGGAAUCCUCUCGGCUAUGUCCCAGAUGUGGACCCCCAGAAAGUAGCAGACCUCCCAUGUUACGGGUUCAGGGCAACAGAUUGCUCCCUCAGUCCCUGUCUGGAGAGAGUCUCUCACGAAGAGCACUCUGUGUUUCGUCUUAGGGAGAAAUGUGCCUCUCUCCAAAAUGUAAUUAAGGGUUUCAGACAAACUGUUGAAAACCAGUGCAACUUGAGAGAUGAAAAUGAAAGGCUGAAGAACAACAUCCAUAUCUUGGAAAAGAAAUUAAAGGCUCAUGAACAGGAAUAUGAGAGUCAAAUCAACAAACUGGUGACAGAAAUUAGAAACAGAGAAGAAAUCCACAAGAUGGAAUUAACAAAGGUUUAUUGUGACAUGAACAGAAAAUUUGAACAAAAAGAAGAAGAACAUAAAGAACAAAUAGGUAAAAAAGAGCUGGAGGUUUUAGAGUUAACCAGGCAGCUGAGAACUCAAGAUAAGGAGAAACAGAAUGAGAUAAUCAAACUACAAAUAGACUUCAAUGCCAAAUUAGCAAGGGUUCAGAAUAAAGCAACAAAAUCGUUUCCAGAUACAACUGCCUUACCUCAAAAUAUCUACAGAAGGAAGCUACAACAUCUCCAGGAAGAAAAAAACAAGGAAAUUGAAAUUCUCCGUAACACCAUUCGAGACUUGGAGCAACGGCUCAGCAGAAGCCCGGAUUUCCACCUCAAACGGAGCCGGUUUUGAGAGCUUUGAACAUGUAUUGCAGAAAUCCUUUCCUGACUUAAUGCAACUGAAAAAUAUAAGUGCAAUAUCUUGAGCCAUGCACUUAGAAAGUAAAAUCAGAAUAUACGACACAACUGGAAUGUCAUCUACUUUUUAUUGAAAACUCCCUUUUCAAAUCUUCCAUACAUUUACAUUCAGCUUACAUUCAAUACUACUUUCUUGCUGAUCAGCAUUCGCCAUAAAAGGAUUCAGGUUCUGUAGGAGUUAUGAUUUCCCUAUUAAACCGUCAUUAAUAUGGUAUGUGCUCUCAGAGCAGUUCACUUGUAUUGAAUAUUCUUUUUUCUUUCUUUCAUUAAUCCCUCAACCUAUACUACAUUAUAUUCAGUUCAGAUAAGUAAAGUAUAAGAAUGCUAACUACAAAAAGAGAUGUUAUACAAGUUUUAUUAGUAAACUAUAUUAAUAAUCAAUAUUGAUGGCUAAAUUCCACCCUAAUAUUAACAGGCACAGUUCACUGUGAGUUGUGUUUACUUCUGUUAGGACCAAAUUCAGCCAAAGUCUUGUUUUAGUUUCUCAUCCUGCAUCAAGAUCUACUAGUACUACUUUGUGUGUCCAUUAAUUUUAAUGGGAAUGAUGCAGAAGUCUGCUUUUUCUACAUCCUGAUAAAGGUUCCAGUCCCUAAACUAUAUCAAAGAAUAUCAAAACUAUUACUUUUGAACAAUGUAGUAUUUGGCUAUAACAUACAUUACAGUUGAACUAAAACAUUGGUUUGGCAAGUUGCUUAUGUGUAAGCUAAUUUGUAUUU